Molecule: messenger RNA, 1221 nt
Organism: Schistosoma rodhaini
Lineage: Eukaryota; Metazoa; Platyhelminthes; Trematoda; Strigeidida; Schistosomatidae
Source: the annotation of a GenBank genome assembly
AUGGUCAAGAAAUGCCUAAAAAACAAGAGUAAGCGCGUAACCUGUCACAAGCGAUACAAAAUUAUCAAGAAGGUUAAAGAGCAUCACCGCAAGUUACGUAAGGAAGCUAAGAAGAACUUAAACCGACACCGAAAGGAUCCUGGUGUCCCUAACAUUCUACCCUUCAAAGAAAGUUUUCUGAAGGAUGUUGCCGAAGCAAAAAUGAAGCUAGAAGAAGCAAGACUUAAAAAUAUAGAGUAUUCGCAAACUUAUAAGUCUCAGAAACAUGAAGAUGUGGCUCAUUCUAUAGUUCAGCACGAUGUUAAAGAUGUUAUAAACCAGUCUGACGUUAUAUUGGAAGUAUUGGAUGCACGAGAUCCAAUGGGUACACGCUGUCCAGAAAUAGAAGAAAUUGUUCUUAGGGAGAAUAAACGUUUGGUCCUGCUCAUCAAUAAGAUUGACCUUGUUCCGCGAUCCAAUCUCGAGGCUUGGGUAAAUUAUCUACGCAAAACUCACACGGUCAUAACAUUCAAGGCAAAUACGCAACGUCAGAGUAACCAUCUGUCAUGUGGAAAACCAUACCUUCUCAAAGAUGGAAAAAUGCCAACUAAAGGGUUCGGAACUUCUGAAUUAUUGUCUUUGCUUGCAAACUACUCCCGUGAUCCAAGCUCCAGUCUAUCUAACACUAACGCUCGUCUUAGCUUGACUGUUGGUGUUGUCGGCCUUCCGAAUACUGGCAAAAGCGCACUCAUAAAUACACUUAAAAGGCAAAAAGUGUGCAUCAGCGGUAAUGUUCCUGGUCUAACACGUCAGUCUCAGCGUGUACGGAUUGACAAAAACCUAUUUCUUCUCGAUACUCCGGGUACCUUGGUUUCAAAGUCAUCUGAUGCUUCAGAUCUUGUGUUAAAAAACUGCGUAAAACCAGAAAUGCUCUCUGAUCCUGUUCCAGCUGUUGAAGCCAUAUUGCGUCGUUGUUCACAAGCGCAAUUGGUUUCUAAGUAUAAGAUUGAAGAGUACAAUAAUGUUUCAGAGUUCCUAGUUAAGUUAGCACACCGUUUGGGUCGAAUGAAAAAGGGUGGUAUUCCAGACACGACCAUGGCAGCGCGUUCUGUAAUUAAUGAUUGGAUUAUUGGAAAAAUCACUUACUACACGGAGCUUCCAUAUACUAAUACUGCGAAAGAAAAUCUCGAUUUAUCUUUAGAAGACCAUGCAAUGGAUAUCUCUGAAUUUCCGACAAACUAA